Molecule: messenger RNA, 780 nt
Organism: Vigna angularis (adzuki bean)
Lineage: Eukaryota; Viridiplantae; Streptophyta; Magnoliopsida; Fabales; Fabaceae
Product: amidophosphoribosyltransferase, chloroplastic
Exons: 2
Coding region: 1-780 (259 amino acids)
Biological process (GO): purine nucleotide biosynthetic process
Cellular component (GO): cytoplasm
Molecular function (GO): amidophosphoribosyltransferase activity
Source: RefSeq, a predicted model, not a curated record
AUGACAUUGUUUGGUAAAUACAAGUUAUCUGAGUUGCCCGGCUCUUGCGCCAUUGCCAACGUCCGCUACUCCACCGCUGGCCACUCCAAGCUCGUGAGCGUCCAACCCUUCGUCGCCGGCUACCGUUUCGGCUCCGUCGCCGUCGCGCACAAUGGAAACUUCGUGAACUACCGCUCCAAACUGGAAGACAAUGGGUCCAUCUUCAACAUGACCUCCGACACCGAGGUCGUGCUCCACCUGAUUGCCACCUCCAAGCACAGACCUUUCCUACUCAGAGUCGUGAAUGCCUGCGAGAAUCUGAAGGGGGCGUACUCCCUGGUGUUCCUCACGGAGGACAAGCUGGUGGCUGUGAGGGACCCCUUCGGGUUCCGACCUUUGGUGAUGGGAAGGAGAAAGAACGGCGCUAUGGUUUUCGCCUCGGAGACAUGCGCGCUGGAUUUGAUCGAUGCGACGUAUGAGAGAGAGGUGAACCCGAGUGAGGUUGUGGUGGUGGACCACACGGGAAUCCAAUCCCUCUGCCUCGUGACUCAUCAGGAGACAAAGCAAUGCAUCUUCGAGCACAUAUACUUCGCACUUCCCAACUAUCUUGUCUUCAGGAGGUCUGUGUACGAGUCUAGGAGGAAAUUCGGGGAAAUACUGACCAUUGAGAGCCCCGUUGAGUGCGACGUUGUGAUUGCGGUUCCCGAUUCUGGGGUGGUGGUUGUGCUUGGCUAUGCUGCAAAAGCUAGGGUUCCCUUUCAGCAGGGGUUUAUAAGGUUGCACUAUGUGGGGAGGACUUAA